Messenger RNA from Asparagus officinalis (garden asparagus), 2889 nucleotides. RefSeq lists its product as uncharacterized. The transcript has 2 exons. Bases 157 to 2868 code for a protein of 903 amino acids. The record is from RefSeq and is a predicted model, not a curated record. NCBI's taxonomy places the organism in Eukaryota, Viridiplantae, Streptophyta, Magnoliopsida, Asparagales, Asparagaceae.
AUAUCCUCCUACAUGUAUUGAAAGGUUCUGGUAUGCCGUUAUAAUGCCCGCAUAUCUCCUUUAUACAUGUGGUAGGUGGGAAAUCGUCACACCUGUUGUGAGAUAACGACUAUAUCUUAUAGAGUAAGAUAUAUCGCUUUUCUCUAAAAUUUUAGGAUGACACUUACACCAUUUAUGUGUAUGCCUCUUUUAUCAGUCCGAUUUCCUUCUACCACAUUUACUGCUGAUGUGAUUACUGGCCGGAGUAGCGUGACCCACUCUUAUUACGAGGGGAUCCCGUUAAUUGAAUUCUCUCCCCAGUUUAAAUCUGAUUAUAACGGAAGUGAUAGUGAAUUAAUCCAGCGAGGUAGUUGUCGUGUUCUACGACGAUUAAUCACAGAUGCGCCCUUGAUCUCGGAGCAAGACUCGAAUCAAUGCAUAAGGAAGCCAGAUUUCUUAUUUGGUGACUCGGUAAAAGAUCCGAAGAUUGCUUUCUGCCAGCCUGCGCAAUGGUUGCACCAGAGUGGAUCAUCAUUCUUAUAUCUGCCUUUUAUCCCUCGGGAUCAUUCACUGUUAAUGUUCAGGAACCUAUCAGUUGGACGAGAGAUGUUCUGGAAAUUAACCGAAAACCACGAGCACAUUCAUUGUGGUUUCAUUGGAAAGGAAGCAACUCCAGGUUCCAGUGAAAGAGCUCAUGUGAGAGGACUUCAUCCGGGUGUCUUAGGACAAGACAAUAUUCCUCAGAACGAAAAGAUAGUGCAAGCCAACACUGUGAAGAACCGGUUAGCGGCAGCAGGAAAAAGAUUGCCCAGAGAGACUUUCAGGUGUUAUGGAUGGGUCCAUUAUUCUGGGAACAAGUGGUGGUGGACCAGGAUGACCCAAUAUGUGUUGAAACGUUUUGGGCGAGAAUUAGCAGGAUUAGGGUUGGAUGUCCCGAUUCGUGCCACCAUGCAUGGCUUGCAGAGCAGUGUAAGUCAUUUCCUUUGUUUGUUCGAGAUCUACAACCCGGACACCAAUACAUUCUUUACCAAGAACGGGGAACUUGGACUACCACUGCAUGAAAUGAUGCAAGUGUCUGCUUUGCCUAUGGGCGAUGUCCCAUAUCAAGAGUUCUUUCCGACCACCAAUCAGCUGAUUAAGAUGAAAGAUAGCUCGACUGCGACCUAUGACACUCUAUGGGAAUUGACCUGUCAUUAUCAUAUAGCCAUGGCCGAGAUGGAGCCCAAAGCCAGAAAGAAGUCUCCUCAAGUCAGUUUAAAACAAUUCGCUGAUUAUCUCUUCAAGAAUCUGGAUGUCCGUUCGGCAGAUGUGUGCGGAUUGUCUCCCUUGAGUACGGAUGAAAUUAACCGUUUGUUAGAGAAAACCAACGCGCAUUCUUAUACUUCGCGCUCAGAAGAUGGAUUUUUGCACGGCACUAAGUUCCGCUCUUAUCUGUGGCAAGCUGGUGUUCCGAUUAGCCCUACUGCUCUGCUGGCGGGUUUUCUAGCCUUAUGGUUAAAGAGAUGUGUAGUUCCCCAUCAAUCCGCAGAUGCGAUGCCAAUGGAAGUGUUGUAUCCGGCCGUCCAGCUGGCUACAGGUCGCAAAUUAUCUUUGCUUCCCGCUAUGGUGGCCGAUAUUCAUAGUGGAUUGCGGCAACUAAUCUCCGCAUUUACCCAGGAGAAAAAGAAACCUUCCGCCAGCCUGUCCGUUCCGAAGCUGGAGCUGCCCUAUACUUACUUAAUGGCCUGGUUGGUACUUCAUCGACCAGAUUUAAUGGAGGCUCCUGAUACGGUAGAUCUCAGUGUCCCUCUGUUGCAAAAUCUCGAGAAUUGCAAAUGGAGCAAACAUCGAGAGCCGGACAUAACGAGGCAGUUUAAAAUUCACAAAUGUUGGGAAUUUUUUCCUUGCUUCCCUCAGUUCUCCGGUACUUACAACACUACCUUAGUGGAUGCUGAAGACCCAAGGCAGAAUCGUACCAUCUUGGAUGUCGGGUGCUUCAGAUGGUUGAUGAAUAUUCGACCUGGAUAUCUGUUGUUCAGGAUAAGGGAUGUUUGCCACAUCGAACCCUAUCUUCCAUGUCGAUUCGCCCGUCAGUUCGGGUAUGAUCAGAUAUACAUCGGCAACCCGAAUCGUCACCUCAGCUUUCGAGGUGGACUUAUCGACGGGGCGAGAGCUUGGUUUUGGAGCAUUGCCGGCUGCACCAAUGUUGAAUUUGAUCUCCCCUUAGAGACGCCGCCUCUACGGAUGACUUUCCUCUUUUGCAAAUGGCUGAUAGCCACCAAUAUUGCCACUCGACGUAGGAGGAUAUCAGACUCAGAGGAGGAAAUAGCUCCACGACAAGCAACAGAACCGCCUCGUGAAGCUGUGAUGUCGCCUCGAGGAAAAGAGGCUGCUGAAUCAUCAAGGAAAGGAAAGGAACCGGCUCUCCCAGUUGAUAGUGAAGAGGAGUUUGAUAGUGAAGCAACCGAAACUUCAGAAGGGGAAGACGAGAAUGAAUCAAGUUCUGAGGAAGUAUCUGGCCUUCCCGAUUCAUUCUUUGAUAGAGGACUUGUAAGGCCUUCUGUCGCUCCGACCCAACCACAAGCUGCUCCAAAGAAACGUAAGGAAAGAGUCGUCAUGGAACAUCCUAACCGGAUGACGGUAGAAGUUCUUAGUUGCGACGAAGAGGAUGAAGAGGAUAUGGUGCCUCUCAUUCGUCGGCAAAUAUCUCGAACUUCUACUCAAGCUCAAACUCAAGUUUCUCCCCGAGCUGAGUUACGCACCAAACAUCGUCAUGAAGGUUCUGGUGCACGCCCUCUGAAGAAACAGAAGAAAGCUGUUUCUAAACCGCGCGUUCAUCUUCCUGCUGUAGAAGAGACAUCCGGUCGUAGUGUUUCUUCUGAUGAACAAGGUAGCGAUUUGUUUUUAUAGCUUUUACACUUUUUUGAUGUU